AUCUCCUCCAGAAUUCAUUCCCCCGUUAUUAAAUUAUACAAUGAAGAAUAACAUACACUGGACAAUUGUGGUGCGAAAUGGUUUUUGAAAUAAAAGUGGUAAUGAUUUGCAUUUUUCCGCCACCUUCGCAUGCAAAAACGUCGAUCUGUCAAACUGAAUGACAGAUAAAAAUUUGGCGGACAUAUUGUUGUCGGUCGCAUAGAAAACGAAAUAUUGCGAAAAUAAGAAACAACAUAAUGGCACAACGUUCAUCUCUCACUUUUAACUUUGAAGUCCUGUUUGUGAGUGAAUUAAAAGUCUUUUAUUCACCCAAGCAUCUGCUGAAUGGUAUUCCAUGGCAAAUAAAACUUCAACAAUACGAUUAUGAAAAGGAACCAUGGCUCAUGGCCAUUUUGUGUUGCAGAUACAAAGCCGAUUCAACAUGGUCGUACAGCGCUCGUGCUACAAUCAAAUUAUUUCGAAUGGUCGAUGAUAAAGAGAAAGUAAUUGAAAGACGAAUAACACCAUAUGUUUUUCAACCCGAUCUUAAAUUACACUACGCUCGUGUUUAUUUGAUUCCGUGGCGGCAUUUGUUAGAUAAGUCAAAAGGUUAUGUCAAAGAUAACAUCAUUUCUGUGGGCGUUAAAAUUGAAAUGGCCGAUCCCAACGAACAGAUCAGAAGCCAUUUGAUUCUAAAAGAUACGUACAAAAGUUGUACAGAUGCUUGUAUAAAAAAAUUCCAAGUAUCUGUCGGCAACGUCAUGAAUUUGAUGGCCGUUCGAUCACCAUCAUUUAUUAUGCGCAAUGUAUUUUGGCAUAUUUUGAUCUUCAAAGAUUCUAAAAAACUUAAAUUCAGUUUAUGUCACGAUGAUACAUUGCUUCAAUUUCCAUGGGAAAUAACAAGUUCGAUCAAAAUUCUUUCAGCAUCGGCAUCAGUGAUGUCCAUUCAACGAAAGAAAGUUGAAAAUAGAAAUGACAUUUAUAAGCCAUUCUUUGAACUAGUGUGGACGGAAUUAAUUGAAUCGGCCAACGAAUUUAUCAACAACAACACCAUCGUCAUUGAUGUCCAAAUGUCAACUCUAAAAACAAAUAAAGCAAUAAUCUUAUCAAAUCCAUUAAUCAUCAAACAUCCAGAAAAACGUAAAGGAACGUGCAUAGAAAAGCCAGCAAAGCGAUAUGAGCUAAUGUGCCCGAUAUGUUUGGAGCGAUUUGAGGAGCAAAAUAUUUCCAUCACAAAAUGUGGUCAUUUGUUUUGUUCGGAAUGUUUGAAUACUGCGAUGAAAAGUCGUAGAAUUUGUCCGGUCUGUAAUAAUCGUGUUAUUUCAACCCAAGUAAAACGAGCACAUUUACCAUUUGCAACGUAGAUACGGAGCAUUGGAAAAAUCCACGUCAAACAACCCGUAAAUCGUGGACAUGGUGUAGUUUAUAUAUAAUCAAUCUUUGGUCAUCGUUUUUUUAGUCUUGUAUAUUUUAUAAUUAGUUCGUAAACAACAAUUGGCUAUAUCUUGAAUGAAAAUGUGUAUUGAAAAAAAUAUUUUACAGAAAUUGAACAAUUUAUCCAAUUUUUUUGAAAAACAUCACGUAUAACCAUUAAGCAUAGGAAUAAGUUUUAAAAAAAUGACAAUACUGUAACAACAAACUGGUAAAAUGAUCAAAUAA
Messenger RNA from Contarinia nasturtii (swede midge), 1638 nucleotides. RefSeq lists its product as uncharacterized. The coding region runs from base 237 to 1343 and encodes 368 amino acids. The record is from RefSeq and is a predicted model, not a curated record. The transcript has 4 exons. NCBI's taxonomy places the organism in Eukaryota, Metazoa, Arthropoda, Insecta, Diptera, Cecidomyiidae. Gene Ontology annotation, molecular function: protein binding.